Messenger RNA from Nanorana parkeri, 3152 nucleotides. It is a transcript of the gene PKP3, whose product is annotated as plakophilin 3. Gene Ontology annotation, cellular component: plasma membrane; adherens junction; nucleus. The coding region runs from base 387 to 2786 and encodes 799 amino acids. The transcript has 13 exons. Lineage: Eukaryota; Metazoa; Chordata; Amphibia; Anura; Dicroglossidae. The record is from RefSeq and is a predicted model, not a curated record. Gene Ontology annotation, biological process: cell-cell adhesion; cell-cell junction assembly. Gene Ontology annotation, molecular function: cadherin binding.
AAUGCAGGUCAGGGAGAUGAAGGAGCACAGGGCGGCUUGGGAGGAAGGAGAGAGAUGUGUGGACACGAGGUGUAGGAGCAGGUGUGACUGACAUAUACAGGUGUGAAAUAGGAAGGAAGUCAGCGAGUUCUGCUAGAAGAUAACAUUACAGAGUAUUCCCAGACAGGGAGACCAGGAAAGGGGACAGGCACACUGACGGCUCGGAUCAUUAGGGCAGAGAGGCGGGGUAUAGAAUAUAGGCAGGUACAGGUAGGAGCACUGAGGUAAUGGCAGGGUGGGGCGUAGAAGCAGGCUAAGUGAGCAGAAGACGAGCAGGUGAACGUGGCAUUGGGGACAGCUACCUGCACAGUGUGGGAGAUUAAGCUUCCACCCUCAAGGCUUGAAAAAUGCAAGACAGUCACUUCCUUAUGUCGGCCCUGCAGCCAAACCUGGACAUCACCUCGCUGGCGCUUCCUACCGACUUGCAACUGGACCGCAAGCUGCGCGAAGAGAACCAAGAGCUGCGCAAUGCCCGCGUGCAGGAACAGGUCCGGGCCAGGAUGAUGCAAAAGGGAUCGACUUCAUCAAGGAGCAACUCCAACUAUGGAGAUAGCUACACUACUCGAUCCCAGUACAGCUCUACGCCAGCUUCCUACAGCUCCCGCUCCCAGGUCCAAGGCUCUGAUCAAAGGAUAUCUCAGACCAGUCGCUCAGUUGGAUAUGGUACCCUUGGUGGCAUGCGUUCAGGCUACUCUUCUCGCUCUGCUGUGGAUGUUGGGGUCACACAGAGAAUCAGUGUACCUCCUCCGCAACAACAACAACGAUACUCCACCUCCCGCCCCACCUCUUAUCAUGAAAGGGCCUACCCAGCUCAAAGAGAGUAUGAUACAAUGUCUCUGAGAUCAAUGCGUAUUGGAGAUGGUGAUGAGCGAUAUGACCAAAGGGCAAAUGCUCAAUCCGCUUAUUAUACUCGUCAGAUGUCCUCUGCCAGUGCAGGACCUACAAUGCAGAGAUCCCUCUCUGGAAACAUUGGUCAGGAUGGUGGUGGCUCAUGGGUUGAGCGAGCGGAGGUAGUACAGACACGGACAAUCCGUGCACCUGCCAUGCGCACCUUACAACGUUUCCAAAGCAACAACCGCAACCGUGUUGCGACUGGAUCAUACGGCACCCUGAAUUCAGUUGGACCUCAACAGAUAAGCCAGUCAUCUGGGACGGGCUCUGGAUACGUGACGACAAUGAUUGAACAGACCUCUCGAGCCCCGUCUGUGCGAAGCCUAGCAGAAUCUGCGCACCAAGUUCAAGAGCUAAGAGGCAUGGAUGUUUUCGAUGGGAACAAAAGCCUGAUGAGUCAGCAUUCCUUCACUAGUGGGUUUGAUGACAUGGAUAUGCCAUCCGCUGUGAAAUAUUUAAUGGCAUCUGAUGCCAACCUCCAGGUGCUAGGAGCAGCCUUUAUACAACACCGUUGUUACAAUGAUGCAGAAGCUAAGAAGCAGGCUCGAAGUUUGCAGGCCAUUCCUAAGCUGGUGAAAUUGUUCAAUCACCCCAACCAAGAGGUCCAGCGUCAUGCCACAGGAGCAAUGCGCAAUCUGAUCUAUGACAGCCCUGAUAACAAGAUGGCAUUGGUGGAGGAAAAUGGCAUUUAUGAGCUUCUAUUGGCACUUAAAGAGCAAGAUGAUGAACUCAGAAAAAAUGUAACCGGUAUUUUAUGGAACUUGUCUUCCAGCGAUAACCUGAAAUCAAGGCUGGCACGUGAUACUCUAACUCCGCUGACAGAUAGGGUGCUGGCUCCACUCUCUGGAUCAUCAGGAUCUGCACUGAUCCAACAGAAUGCAUCAGAGGCCGAGAUAUUUUACAAUGCCACCGGCUUUCUCAGGAACCUGAGUUCUGCUAGUGAGGAGACCCGUCAGAAGAUGCGAGACUGUCCUGGGAUGGUGGACACCCUUGUUGGCUACAUAAACCAAGUUCUGCAGGCUGGCAAAUCUGAAGACAAGAGUGUUGAAAAUGCAGUAUGUGUGCUAAGAAACCUGUCCUACCGGCUGUAUGAUGAGUUGCCACCAUCUACUCUGCAAAGGCUGGAAGGAACCCAGCGGGGACGCUCCGCAGCAGGAGACACUGUGGGUUGUUUCACUCCUCAGAGCCGCAAACUGAAAGAGCAGCAGGGCACAGACCUUUCCACUUUUGCAGAAAUCUCCAGGGAUCCAAAGGGGAUGGAGUGGCUGUGGCAUCCACAGAUUGUCCAUCUAUACAACCGACUACUGCAGCAAUGUGAACUAAAUAAACACACAACAGAGGCGGCAGCAGGAGCUCUACAGAAUAUCACAGCCGGAGAUCGCAGGUGGGCAGGCAUCAUGAGCCAAGUGGCACUGGAACAAGAACGUAUUCUGAACCCAGUCCUGGAUCGUUUGAGGACUGCAGAUCACAGCCAGCUGCGUUCCCUAACAGGGCUCAUCCGCAACCUGUCAAGACAUGCCAGGAACAAAGAUGAGAUGUCCACCAAGCUAGUAAGCCAUCUGCUGGAGAAGCUGCCCAGUGACAGCAGUGAAAAGAGUCCACCAGCUGAAGUCAUCGUGAAUAUUGUCGCUGUGCUCAAUAACCUGACUGUGGCCGGACCUGUGGCAGCACGGGAUAUAGUAUACUUCAAUGGGCUCAGCAAACUCAUGUACAUCAAGAGGAAUCGAGAAGGUCCAGACAAUGAGAAGGCCUCCCGGGCAGCCUCCAGCCUCCUUACCAACAUGUGGCAGUACAGCAAGUUACAUCGUGACUACAAACAAAAGGGCUACCGAAAGGAGGAUUUCCUGAGCCAAUGAUGCGGCGCCAACAGAAGAUCAGCAAGAAAGCACUGACCGAUGGACUACUUCCCUAGCCCUUCCUACUCUCUCUCCUGUUUACCUCUAUGCACUCUUGAAAUGGCACAGCAGAGUUCGAGGGGGGACAGUAUAUGUAGCUAGGUAGAUUAUCAAAUAGAGUUAUGCAUGUGUGCGAUUGUAUUUUGUAAGAAAAUAAGAAAAGGAGAAAAAUAAAUGCAAAUUAGUCCACGGGGAUUGUAUGUGAAACAGAAACUGGGUGAAUGUGCGUGUCUGGGUUUGUCGGUCUAAUGCAAACGCGUGUACUAUAACAGUAGUGAUAACCCAGUGCCUUUCUACCUAUUGUUAGACCUUAACACCAAGCUGGCU